Messenger RNA from Plasmodium cynomolgi strain B, 1464 nucleotides. Its product is annotated as falcipain-like protein. The record is from RefSeq and is a predicted model, not a curated record. Gene Ontology annotation, molecular function: cysteine-type endopeptidase activity. Gene Ontology annotation, cellular component: lysosome. The transcript has a single exon. Lineage: Eukaryota; Apicomplexa; Aconoidasida; Haemosporida; Plasmodiidae. The coding region runs from base 1 to 1464 and encodes 487 amino acids.
AUGGAAUAUCACAUUGAAUACGCUUCGAACGAGUCCGGUAAAUCCGAGAAGGAGACCUUUGUGGAGAACUCGUUCAGCCAAACCAAUGGAAAGGGAAGGAAGAACCUCCUCGUGGCUCUGUCCGUGUCGGCCAUAUGCCUACUAUCAGGAUCUGCAAUUUAUUUUACCCGCACGGGGAAGGGGGAUGAUGGCCCCCUGUACGGAAACUCACGUGACGACCGCAGUAGUGAUGAUUUCAUUAUCUCCACAUUGUUGAAAACCCCUAGUGGUAAGAAAUUCAUCGUGUCGAAAAUCGCAGAACUGGUUGCAUCGUACGACAAAGAGGACAACUCACAGGAGGAGAAGCAAUCAACCGAGUUGAUCACCUCUCAGGAUAGAAAUGAAAAGGGGGAGGAGAACUACAGGAAACGUUUUGGAAAUUUGAAAGUUGGUAAGAGAAUCGACAUCAACUUUGCCGAUUCAAGAUUUCUGAUGGCGAAUCUGGAGAGUGUAAAUUCGUUCUACCUCUUUGUGAAGGAGUUCGGGAAGAAAUACAAAACGGCAGAUGAAAUGCAACAGAGGUAUCAAUCCUUUGUAGAAAACUUGGCCAAAAUAAAGGCACACAAUAGUAAGGAGAAUGUCCUAUACAGAAAAGGGAUGAACCAAUUUGGAGACCUCUCUUUUGAAGAAUUUAAAAAAAAAUUUUUGACCCUGAAAAGCUUCGACUUUAAGACGUAUGGAGGCAAACUAAAGGGUGUUGACAAAUACGAAGAUGUAAUUAUUAAGUAUAAACCAAAGGAUGCUACUUUCGAUCGUGAGAAGUAUGAUUGGAGAUUACAUAAAGGGGUGACCCCUGUGAAGGACCAAGGGGACUGUGGAUCGUGUUGGGCAUUCAGCUCAGUAGGAGUAGUCGAAUCACAGUAUUCAAUUAGGAAGAACGAAUUGGUGUCCUUAAGUGAGCAACAGAUGGUAGAUUGUUCUUAUAAAAACGCAGGAUGUCAUGGAGGUUUCAUCGCCCUAUCCUUUGAGGACAUGAUCGACAUGGGAGGACUCUGCCCGAGUGUAGACUAUCCAUAUGUGGAGGACAUGCCAGAAAUGUGCAAAUAUGACGCUUGCGAGAAAAAAUACAAAAUUAAUAACUUUUUAGAAAUUCCUGAGGAUAAAUUUAAAGAAGCUGUUCGAUUUCUUGGACCCAUAAGUGUUAGCAUAGCUGUAAGUGAUGACUUUGCUUUUUACCGGGGAGGUAUAUUUAAUGGAGAGUGUGGCGAUUCGCCUAACCAUGCUGUUAUCCUUGUCGGUUUUGGAGCGGAAGAUGUGUAUGACUCUGAUACGAAGUCGACUAAGAAACGUUACUACUACAUCAUUAAGAAUUCUUGGGGAGUCUCUUGGGGAGAGAGGGGAUUCAUCCGUAUGGAGACGGACAUAAAUGGGUACAGAAAGCCUUGUUCCCUCGGCACGGAGGCUCUAAUUGCUCUCGUGGAUUAG